UAUUAGAAACAUGAUGUUAAAAAUAUUUAUCAGCAUUAUUGAUAUGAAGAAAAAAAUAAAUAAAAAUGAGAAUAUGCGGAUGUCAUGAUUUCAUUGGAUAAUUGAAUAAGUACAGGCAGUUCACAGUUGAAUUUCCGGUAGGAAUUAUUUCAAGUUACGAUGUACUAUUCUCAAAAUAAUCCAACAAAUCUAAAUUAUAAAAAAUUUGUAAGAAAGAAACGAGGAUGUAUGCUCAAUGUAUCAUCGAAAAGUUAUAGUCCAAAAUCCAGACAUUGAGAAUAAAAUUAAAUAAAAAAAAUAUGGGCGGAGAAGGGGGCUAGAAAAAUAUAUUCUGGCAUGUUCCCCUAAUACAGUCUCGUCUGCUCGAUAUUCAAGGACUAAAAGAUAAAAAUAAAAAAUCCAGUCCAAAAAAAAAAAAAGCAACAGCAUCAUCAUGUGGACCUUUGAUUCCUCCGACCAUAAUUUUUUUAUUUUAUUUCUCAGAGAUGACUUAACAAGAUGCUGAAAAUAAACAGGUAUCAGUUUUCAAAAGAAUUUCCAUGAGCCACAUGUUUCGAAAAAAUAAAAAAAUAAAAUAUAUACCAUUGUGAGAACGAGCAAUAAAAAAAAAGACAUCAGACAAGAGAUGCUUCAUCUUGCUCACUCUGCUGAGCUUCAAUUGACAAAUUGCUCUUCAACAAUUGCACGCACAUUUCCGUGUCUAGUUACCUAUUACUAUUCUUGCUUUAAUGACAAUAUUACAGUUAUAUUUAAAUUAUAAUAGUCAUUAAAAUUAAACAAUCAUCAGUCAUACACUAACUAAUGAUUCAUCAAUAAUUAUAUGGCAAUAAUUUUUCGAUAAUUUCGAGAGUGCAGCUGAGGAUGAAAGGGUCAGUAACACUUCCGGAAAAUUAAAAACCAGUUGUAUAUGUAUAUCAAAUCAUGACCUUGGUUAUUGAUUGAAAUUAAAUGACUCUAUUGCAAUUUUUUAUCAACAAAAUGAUUUAAAGCAUCCUCUCUGAUCACGUACAGCCGAUUGAGACUGUCUUUAGUUGUGACUGUGCCAUCCAGCUACACACCACUUGGUUGGCAUCGCGGCUCAUCAGUCGAUCCCACGCGGUUCUCGAGAAUAGACCUGAAGAACCAAGUGGAAGAUAUAAAAAAAAAAUAAUAAUUUUUUUAUUCAAUAUAAGAGAAAAAAAAAACAACAUAAGAUACGAAGAAAUACGAAGAAGAACGGAGGAGUUAAGCUUCCUUAGAAUAAGCAAAGACUGUCUCGAUCAGUAUUUUAAUCGUCUAUUCAUUCGACCGUGAGACAGUGUUGUUACAAGUUCAACAUAAAAUAAUUACAAAAGAACAGUGAUAUUGUAUAUUUUAUUGAAAAAUGUUUUAACAAUUUUUGGAUAUGACAAACCGGUUCAUUUGGUACUCCAAUAUCUGCAAGAUAAAUUUAAAAUAGACAAAAUAAAUAAAGACUGUCUUUGUUUAUUGAAGAAUCAUGUUAUCUCCAAAACUACAUGAAUUUAUUGAAAUUAAUAUUUAAAAAUUAACAAUUAAAAAAGGAAAUAAAAGACUAUGGAAUCAAUGAGAAAUAUAUCAAUAAAGCUAAUGAUUAAAAAAAUAAAAAAUAAUGUCGAAAUUAAUAAAUUAUUUAUUAAAAAUUUGUCUCGGUGACGGAUCAUUCAGUGAUGCGUAGACGACGUGGUUUUGGAAGUGCCAUUUUAGGCCUAACAAUAGGCUUUUUGAUAGGAACAAUUAUAAUUAAUUAUCGUUUAAAUAAAUCAAUUAAUUAUUCAACAAAUAUAUUAACAAAAAAUAAACAAUUACCACAAAAAAAAACUAUAUCAAUGAUUAAUAAUAUUGAUAUUAAUAAAACAAAUAGUAAUCUUGUAUUUGUUGGUGUUAUGACUGCUGAAAAAUAUUUAAGUACAAGAGCAAAAGCUGUAUUUGAAACUUGGGGCAAGACGGUACCAGGUAACAUAGCAUUUUUUUCAUCAGAAUAUUCAUUAUUACCAGAUAAUUGUCCAAGUUUACCACUUGUUACACUACCAACUGUUGACGAUGGUUAUCCACCACAAAAAAAAUCAUUUUUAAUGUUACAAUACAUGUGGAAUAAUUUUGGUGAUAAAUAUGAAUGGUUUAUUCGUGCUGAUGAUGAUGUUUAUAUUAGAACAGAUCGUUUAGAAAAAUUAUUAAAAUCAAUUGACUCUAAAAAAGCAUGGUACAUUGGACAAGCUGGACGUGGUAAUUCAGAAGAAUUUGGAUUAUUAUCACUUGAAUAUGAUGAAAAUUUUUGUAUGGGUGGACCUGGUGUUAUAUUUUCAAGAGAAACAUUAAGAAGAAUUGUUGAACAUACUAAGGAUUGUUUAAAAAAUCUUUAUACAACACAUGAAGAUGUUGAACUUGGUAGGUGUGUUAAAAAAUAUGCUGGGAUACCUUGUACAUGGAGCUAUGAGAUGCAGUCAAUUCUUUAUCACAACAGUAGUGGUGAGCAAGCAUUUAGUGGUAAUUUAAAAAGAAAAGAAGUACAUAGAGCUAUCACACUUCAUCCAGUUAAAAGUCCACAAAAAAUGUAUAGACUUCAUAAUUACAUGAAAGGUUUAAAAAUUCAAGAUUAUAAACAAGAAAUAUUAAAUUUACAUCGAGAUAUUUAUACAAUGGCUCAACAAUUGGGAAUGUCUGUUAAAGAUUUAAAAAAUGAACUUUUAGAAAAUAAAACAGAAAUAGAUCCAUUACGAAAUAUUGAACUUCUUGGAGUACCAGCUGGACUAAUGAGUUUCAAGCCAACAUCUGAGGAAGAAGUGGUACCAUGGGAUUUUCUAGCACGUUCAGAGUAUAGUUUAACUGAUUCAAAUCCAAGAAGAAGAAUUCACAGUGAUGUUAAAGAAGGUCUUGAAGAUAUCACAAGACAAGUUAUGGAUUCAAUAAAUGCCUGCUCAAGACAACGUGGUCGUAUUGUUGAAGAACGUUCAGCUCUAUAUGGCUAUCGUAGAGUUGAUGCUUAUGGUGCUGAUACAAUUUUAGAUCUACUACUUGUUUAUAGAAAAUACAGAGGAAGAAAAGUCACUCUACCUGUACGUCGUCAUGUCUAUGUUCAUCAGCAUUUUACUGAAUUUGAAACAAGAGAAAUUGGUAAUUACCAAGAUAUUGAUGAACAAAAAAAUUCACCAAAUAAUUUUUAUUCUGGUCUUCUUGGAUACCCAUCAUUAUCAUCAUCAUCAUCAAAUAAACCUGUAUCUAUAAAAGAUAAAUUAAUUAAAUUUAUUUUGCCAUUGUCUGGACGACAUAAUAUUUUCAAAAGAUUUUUAAAUAAUUAUAAAGACGUAUGUGUUAUAACAGGUGAAAAAACUGAACUAAUUGUGAUACUUUAUCCGUAUAAAGCUGAUGAUUCAAUGAAAAAAACAAUUGAAUUGAUAAAAAAUUUUAAACUAAAUUAUAAAAAUUCAAUAAUAAAUAUUAUUAUUAAUGAUAAUAAUAAUUUUUCACGUGCAAAUGCACUUAAUACUGGUGUAUCAUUAUCAAAUGAUGAUGAUUUAUUAUUUUUUAUUGAUGUUGAUAUUGUAUUUAAAGCUGAAUCACUUGUUAAAAUACGUUAUAAUACAAUUAUUGAUAAACAAAUUUAUUUUCCAAUAGUAUUUAGUCAAUUUAAUCCAAAAAUUGUCCAUAGAAAUAAUAGCUAUUAUGAUCAUUUUACGAUUAAUGAAGAUACUGGUUAUUGGCGACAAUUUGGAUUUGGUAUUGUGUCAAUUUACAAACGGGAUUAUUUAAAAAUUGGUGGUUUUAAUACAUCCAUAACUGGAUGGGGACAGGAGGAUGUUGAUUUUUUUGAAAAAUCAAUUAAAUCAAAUGUCAAAGUAUUUAGAUCACCAGACGUACAUUUAAUUCAUGUUUAUCAUGAUGCUGAGUGUGAUAGUAAUUUAUCAAAUAGCCAAUUGUCAAUGUGUAAAGGUACUAGAGAAGAAAAUUUAGGUAGUACACAAGCACUUGCUAAAAUUAUUUAUAAUAAUCCAAAUUAUUUAAAAUAUGCUAGUGAUAAACGAAUAAAAUUAAUUGCAUCUGGAGGAUAAUAUAAAUGUAGAUAUAUUAUUUUAUUUUUAGAUAAUUAAUUAAUAUAAAUUCGUUAGUUACGAAUUGGUGAUACAAUGCAUGAUCAGUAACAUCAAGAAAUAAUUAAUUUAUUAGUUUUUAGUUGAUGAAAUAAAAUAAGAAAUUGUAAUUUUUAUCAUCUUGAUGUUACUGGUCAUGUUAUAAUAUUUUUUAGGAUUAGAAUAAACAAAAAUAGAGCAAUAUCUUUUAUAAUAAUUAGAACGUUUUAAAAAGUGUUUAUUUUAAAUUAAAGUCAGUGCUGAAUUGAGUCUUGCAGCCGAGUAACUCUGUCUAGUCAAAUCGGCCAUUCAGAAUGAAAAAAAUUAAACAAAAAAAUCAAGACUCAGUACGCGUUGUGUUUUUUUUUUUAACUGUAUAAAUUAAUAAAUAUUAUUAUUAUAAAAAAAUUGUUUUUUUUUUUUACUGUAGUAUAUUUUUUAUGAAUCUCCAGUGAUCUGAAAAAUACUCAAUAUAUUUUUGCAAAAAUUAUUGUCAUGAAAAUA
Messenger RNA from Aphidius gifuensis, 4568 nucleotides. It is a transcript of the gene Chsy, whose product is annotated as chondroitin sulfate synthase 1. The transcript is spliced from 10 exons. Gene Ontology annotation, molecular function: glucuronosyl-N-acetylgalactosaminyl-proteoglycan 4-beta-N-acetylgalactosaminyltransferase activity. Lineage: Eukaryota; Metazoa; Arthropoda; Insecta; Hymenoptera; Braconidae. The record is from RefSeq and is a predicted model, not a curated record. Gene Ontology annotation, cellular component: Golgi cisterna membrane. The coding region runs from base 1668 to 4046 and encodes 792 amino acids.